CUGGCUCCUCCGCACGGCAGCAGCAGCAGCCUCCUCCUCCGCUUCCGCCGUCCGGCCGCACCUGCGCCCGUCUCCCCCUGGGGCCUCGUCUCCCACCAUGUGCACCGGCAAGUGCGCCCGCCUGGUGGGCCUCAGCCUGGUGACCGCCGGCCUGGCCUGCAUUGUGGCCAACAUCCUCCUGAUGUUCCCCAACAUGCAGCGGGACUGGACCCCCCAGAACAUCACCACCCAAGUGUGGCUCAUGGGGGGCCUCGUCGGCGGGGGGCUGAUGGUCCUCUGCACCGGGUGCUCUGCUGUGAGGGCCGGAGGGAAAGGCUGCUGCGGAUACGGAUGCUGCGGGAACAGGUGCCAGAUGCUGCGCUCCGUCUUCUGCUCCAUCUUUGGGGGGCUGGGGGGCUUCUACUGCCUGGUGGUGUCGUCCACUGCCCUGGCCGAGGGACCCUGGUGCGAGGCGAAGGACGGGACGUGGGGGUCGCCCUUCAAGGACCUCAGUGAGAGCUACCUGGGCAACCGGACGCUGUGGGAGGAGUGCCUGAACCCCCCCAACGUGGUGAUGUGGCACGUGGUCCUCUUCGCCAUCCUGCUGGGCCUGGGGCUGGUGGAGCUGGCGCUGUGCGGACUUCAGGUGGUCAACGGGCUGGUGGGCACCGUGUGCGGAGACUGCCGCAAAGACGAGGACCGGACGGGUGACGGGGGCCUUUGAGGGACCCUGCUGGGCUGGACCCCCACCCGCAACGCGCACACUCCGUCCAAGCGCCCCCCCCAACCGCAGCCCGUCCCCAUGCACUUCUCAUCUCUACGGUUUGCAAAAGUUGGAAUAAACCAGCUCU
This is a messenger RNA of Podarcis raffonei (Aeolian wall lizard), 830 nucleotides long. Its product is annotated as transmembrane 4 L6 family member 5-like. The transcript is spliced from 5 exons. Gene Ontology annotation, cellular component: membrane. NCBI's taxonomy places the organism in Eukaryota, Metazoa, Chordata, Lepidosauria, Squamata, Lacertidae. Bases 98 to 703 code for a protein of 201 amino acids. The record is from RefSeq and is a predicted model, not a curated record.